Molecule: messenger RNA, 1881 nt
Organism: Mustela erminea (ermine)
Lineage: Eukaryota; Metazoa; Chordata; Mammalia; Carnivora; Mustelidae
Exons: 7
Coding region: 1-1881 (626 amino acids)
Source: RefSeq, a predicted model, not a curated record
AUGGCAAGAGGAGCCAGGGGACAGCUGUGGCCCCAGGACAGGGCCAAGGCGCAGCGCCAGGCACCUCGGGCCUCAGCAAGAGCUGGAGCUCCAGGAGCUGUGUGCGGAGGCCGCCGAGAGCGCGGAGCCGGACGAGCUGUGGGCCAGCCUGCUUGCCUUCAUGACCCUCUUCCUGCUCUGCGUCAGCUACGGCGCCGCCGUCACCCUGCUCAAGGUGAAGUGGGUCCUGGCCGCCGUGCUGCAGGAGAAGCCACAGGCCACCCGAGACUACGCCAACGUCACGCGGCCGGCCGACUAGGCGCACGCACAGCGCAGCCGCGCUUCCCCUCCGCGGGCUGGAGGCCGUCUGCUUGCUGGCAGCAAGUGGACAAGAGCCCAGAGCACGCCCCCAGAGCGGCCAGAGCAGACGCGCAAGGCCAGCACACAGGCCUCCAGAAACUUCCAGCUGGGCUCCAAGGUCCGAGGCACCCAGAGGACCAACCACAGCCCGACACCAGGCCCCUCGGGCACGAGCCCUUCCCACAGAGUGACCUGAGCUGGGCAUGGGUGCAGAUCCCUGGGCUCCUCCCUGGUCCUGGGGUCAGGGUUGCUCCUGUUCUCACGGAGAAGCCCCCAGAGCACAAGGAGAGUCAAGCCCGCGGCCCACUUGUCACACAGCGUCCAAACCCGAACCCAGGAUGCAGAGUCCAAGUCCAGGGCACGACCUCGGCUCCCAGACUCAGGCCCACCUCCCUGGCACCGGGUCCCUGUGCCCAUGCUUGUGCCCAGCCCCAGCCCCUGCCCAGCCUUCCCACGGGCCACUGGCAGCCCCUGGCGUGCUGCGGGACAGAGAAGAGCUCCUGGGGCGAAGCUGCGGGCCUGCUCAGGGCUGCGUGCCGGCCUCCGGGGGGAGGAGGGCUCUCCCAGCAGAAUGAGCUCCCCACGGGUCCCACCGCAGCCAGCAGCUCCCAACCCGUCCACCCAGGCCUCACCGCGCGUCUCGUCCACCUUGGCAACCCCGUUGCCUCCCUUUUGAGUUUCCCAGUAAAGUUCCUUCUUACACAUCCCACGCCGCCUGAGCGCGCUUUGGGAGAGGCGUCACCUGACCGAAGGGGGUGGGGGGCAGCCCCCCGAGGGUGUGGCCAAGGGGCCAGAGGGCAGGGAGCAGGGGCCAGUUCAGGGCCCGAAGCUCCCGGUGACCAGCCGGCUGCCUGCUCACACCCUCUCCGUCUGCUCCGGCCGCGGGCGGCCUGCAGGAAACUCGCACACAUCCACACACGUCCCCGUGAGGCCGGAGCCACGCGGCCUCGCUCGGACGAAGCGCAGGAGAUGGUCUGGAGCCUCCUGGAAUGUCCUCGGUCGCGGCGAUCGACCCCACAUGGCAAGGGGGCAGGACAGUUCUGUCGCCGGAAACUGGAUAUGGCCCAAAAGUGCAGCUCGGUGGCUCGAGAGAGUCAGAGCACGCUGGGCGAUCCCGGGGGCGGCGAUCGCCGUGGGGGGUCCAGUGCUGGGACCCCAGAGGGCGCCGAGCGCAGGGGUGUCGGGCAGACCCUGCUGCAGGCUCCAGGGACAGACAUCUACAGCGCAGGCGGUGGUGUUUUCACAGGAUACGCAGGGGUGGAUCCAGUGAAGGACCCCGGGAUGGCCUGCAGGGAGCCGGAGAGCCGGCAACAGGGACGCAGCCCGAGAGCCCUGGGCUGGAGGGUGCACACAGGCGGCCCCUCGGCGCCCCCAGCUCCGGCUGGCUGGGCUGGGCUGAACUGGGCUGAACUGGGCUCGGGCACAGCGCCCAGCCCCUCCCCAGGUGGACGAUGGGCCGCGGCCGCACGAGCGCUGGCUGAGGAAGGGCAGCCCCUGGCUGUGGCCGUGCCGGCCCGGCUCCUCACCCUCGCACCCCGCUGA